GACUCUUUUCUCAUGGGCGAGCAUGCGUUUCCUCCUAUUUCAGGAACUGACAGUAAGUCUGCGUUUCUCUUCCAGAAUUUAUCUUCCGCACAACACAUCACAGCAAGUCAAAAUUUAUCUGUACCACCAACUCUCAUACAUUCUUCUUCUUGUCUCAACUAACAAAAUCAACACUCAACAUGGCUCCUGCUACUGCUAUUGAGAAGCUUUUGAAAUCCGUCAGAAAAGAUCAAAAGUCUCGCGGUCGUGGUCAAUGGGCUGAACCCUUCCCUCACGACAAGGUCGCGAAACCAAAAAUCCGCGUCACGAAGGUCAUCAAGCACCGUCCUCAACCUAUCAAGGACUUCAUGAGUAUUCAAAGUCUAUACGAUCGUCAGGAGGAGAGGCUCGUCAUCUCUACUCCCAAGGCAGAAGUUUCACUCGCUACUCCAAAGGCCAAAGUCGUACUGCCUCCUCCGAGAGUCAUCGACCGUCCAACUUCUAAGGUUCAGGUCCUUCUCCCCAAUGUCAGAACCAAGGUUACCGCUCAAGCAUCCAAGGUAUCCAAGGUAUCCAAGGCAUCCAAGGCUCCAGUGACCAUCACCAGCCGUGCUACAACGCACGCUGUCAACUCAGCUCCAGCUCACAAGCGCGAGUCUCGCUGCGACUCUUACUCCCCAAUACUCGCCACCACUUCCAAGGUCAGACCACCCCACAGCAGAACUAUCAGCAAUACCUCAUCAGCAUCAGCAGGCAGCUUGAAAAGCAGCUCUUGCUCCGUCACAAGCGUCAAGGGAGUCCACCUUCUCCUUGCCAUCAUCCCUGAAGACCAACACGCUGCCUGGCUCGAGGACUGGGACACCUUGUGUGUUCUCUCUGGCGACAACUUCCCCGCCUACUACUCCAGCAUCGAAACUGGAUUUGACUCCGCUGGCAUUCAGCUCUAUGCCGAUUGCGAAAACAAGCUCAUGGCUGAUAUGCUGAGGAACAAGCUCUUCGGCGAAGAGAUUCUCGGUCAUGAGCUGAUCUGUAAGAUCGUCUAAGGAAGGAAUGAUUUCAAGAACACAUGUGUUUGAGUAUACUACACUGGGAGUUUGGAGUUUUAUAUGGAUGUUUGUUUGAAGGG
Aureobasidium subglaciale EXF-2481 is the source of this 1105-nucleotide messenger RNA. RefSeq lists its product as uncharacterized. The record is from RefSeq and is a predicted model, not a curated record. NCBI's taxonomy places the organism in Eukaryota, Fungi, Ascomycota, Dothideomycetes, Dothideales, Saccotheciaceae. Bases 180 to 1022 code for a protein of 280 amino acids. The transcript has a single exon.